AUGAAUGAUUCAGUUAAAUAAGCUGAAAUAUGUUAAGCAAUUGUGUUUGAUCCAACAGGGAAGAUUAUGGUUGCAGCUAGUAAAGAGGAUAUUAAAAUUUUGAGUUUUGAAAAUGCAAAUAUCAAAUUAGCACAUGCACUUCUAGGACAUUUAAAGAUCAUUAAUUGUCUUGUUUUUAGUUAGAUUGGGGAUUAUUUUUUUCUGGAUCUGAUGAUCGAUCAAUUAUAUUUUGGAAAUCCUUAAAUAAUAAAUGGUAAGGCUGUUAGACUUAUUGUAUAGUGGCAAAGUUUAUUGAAUUAUCUUAACAUAAAAAGAAGAUUAAUUAAUCUUCUCUUUAUGUUAAGAUAAUACAAUUAAAGUCUGGAGGGUAGAUUAUAAAAAUAAUAAUAUAUCGAUUCUCUAUUCUUUAGAGAAGCAUAAUUCUUCUAUUUUAUCGUUAAGUUUAAAUGAAUCAGAAAGAGUUUUAGCUUCAAGUCAAAGUGAUUAAAUUAUAAUUUAGCUAAAAGCAUUAAAUAAUCAGUGGAUGUUCUAGUAGGGUGUUACAGCGAUUGAAAAUAUAUCAUUAAAUAAUUUUUAAGUAUAAACAAUACUAAAUUACAUUAAAUUAAAUUAAUGGUAUUUUCUGUUUUAAAUGGAUAUUAUUUUGUAAAUUGCAAUUAAUAUAAGUUAUCGAAAGAAGAAUUUGGAAAGCAUAAAAUUUUUAAAAGAAGAUUAAUUUAUAUGGCUCCAAGAUAAAAGUAAUAGUCUAUGUGUAUUUGAAAAUGUAGAUGGUUUAUAUUAAGAAAAUAUGAGAAAAAGAGUGUAAUUGAAUAAAAGUAAUAAAUUUUAUUAAAUAUUAAACUAUUUCCUAUAAUUUAUAAUAAAGCUAAAAAUCUUCUAUGCAUAGAUACAUAUAGGCGAUUUACAUGAUUAAAGUGCAAAAUGA
Paramecium octaurelia is the source of this 925-nucleotide messenger RNA. Lineage: Eukaryota; Ciliophora; Oligohymenophorea; Peniculida; Parameciidae. The record is from the annotation of a GenBank genome assembly.